AUGAACCAGAAUUCACUCUGUUGUUCCAAGGGUUUUACCAUGUUUGCAGGUGGUGCCUUUUUCCUAGUUUCAUUUAAGCCGGAAACUGUUAUAACGAAUCCACUGCUGUUACGGCCGCUGUUGAAUGUGAGCUGGGGGUAUAUAUUUGGAUCCCAUCUAUGGGCAGCAAUAUCUACCUAUAACAAAAAAUAUUGGGAAAACCGGAUAAUUCCUGAUUAUGCUAAUUCACCAUCACGGGAGAUUAUGCAAAGCAGACUUAAGAUUAACGAAUCGCGCAUUUAUCGUAUAUACCUAGAGAAUCUAAUCCAAACAAACGUUUUAGCGAAUGGGAUAUUAUUAGUUACAACAAGCGCAUUGGCGCCUUCAAACAAAUUUCUAAGGAUUUGCUCGGGAGCAGCACUGCUUUUAUCCAUAGGAAAUGUAGUAUUUGCGUUGCCUGAAGACGAAAAGGAUGAUGAUGUGGGAGUUGUAAAGACAUCUUCUACUUCAUGUUUCCUGUCUGAAGUACUCUCUUUUUGCACAUUCGGCGCCAUAGUCCCUUAUGUAUUUGCAUAG
This is a messenger RNA of Babesia microti strain RI, 555 nucleotides long. RefSeq names its product conserved Plasmodium membrane protein, unknown function. NCBI's taxonomy places the organism in Eukaryota, Apicomplexa, Aconoidasida, Piroplasmida, Babesiidae. The transcript is spliced from 3 exons. The record is from RefSeq and is a predicted model, not a curated record. Bases 1 to 555 code for a protein of 184 amino acids.